AUGAAGGGUAGAGGAAUUAGGCCAAACUUGAUUACAUAUAAGUGGUUUAUUCAUGGUUUAUGUGAAGGCAGUGAGUGGGAGGAGGCAAAGCGGUUCUUUAUUGAAAUGGUGGAUCAAGACAUUCGUCCUGAUGUGAUAUUGUUUAAUAUCUUGAUACACACGCUUUGUAAAGAGGGAAAGACCAAUGAAGCACGUGGAUUGUUUAACUUGAUGAUUCAAAGAGGUGAAGAGCCCAAUUCUUUUAAAUAUAUUGUAUUGAUAAAUGGGUUCUGCCUACAGGAUAGGAUUUGUGAUGCGAGGGAGUUGUCUGUUUUUAUGGCAGAUAGAGGCUGCAAGGGAGACGUUGUGAGCUAUAAUGCAUUGAUCAAUGGGUAUUGUAAAAGCCAUAAAUUAGAAGAGGCAAUGAGGCUUUUUAAAGUAAUGAUGGAAGUCCAUGGAGUGACUCCAAAUUCUUUUACAUAUAAUAUAUUAUUGGACGGAUUUUGCAAUAACAAUCGCCUUGAAGAGGCAAUGGAGCUGUUUCACACUCUGGAAAGAUCUGGGCACCCAAUGUAG
Messenger RNA from Olea europaea var. sylvestris, 555 nucleotides. RefSeq names its product pentatricopeptide repeat-containing protein At1g63400-like. The record is from RefSeq and is a predicted model, not a curated record. The transcript is spliced from 2 exons. Gene Ontology annotation, molecular function: protein binding. Lineage: Eukaryota; Viridiplantae; Streptophyta; Magnoliopsida; Lamiales; Oleaceae. Bases 1 to 555 code for a protein of 184 amino acids.